GGGAAGCUUAUGCUAGAGAAAAGAGGAAAAGGCCUCCAUCUUUACCAGAGGAGCCAUCCUCCUCCUCUUCUGAUGGUCCUGUUCCAGAUGAGCUGUUAUGUCUCAUUUGUAAAGACAUCAUGACCGAUGCAGCUGUUCUUCCCUGCUGUGGAAGCAGUUAUUGUGACGAGUGUAUUAGAACGGCAUUGCUGGAGACUGAGGAAUAUACAUGCCCAGCGUGUCACCGGACAGACGUUCCUCCUGAUGGUUUAGUUGCCAACAAGAGCCUACGCCAGGCUGUGAACAACUUCAAAAAUGGUGUUGGCUACACAAAAAGGCUCCGUAAGGAGAUCCAGCAGCAACCAUCAGUACCCACAGGUGGUAAGUCCUCCGAGAACAGACAGUACCAUGCACUGCCCAGGUGCCAGAACAAGCUGUGA
Messenger RNA from Melopsittacus undulatus (budgerigar), 419 nucleotides. Its product is annotated as E3 ubiquitin-protein ligase RBBP6-like. NCBI's taxonomy places the organism in Eukaryota, Metazoa, Chordata, Aves, Psittaciformes, Psittaculidae. Gene Ontology annotation, cellular component: nucleus. Gene Ontology annotation, biological process: ubiquitin-dependent protein catabolic process; protein ubiquitination. Gene Ontology annotation, molecular function: ubiquitin protein ligase activity. The record is from RefSeq and is a predicted model, not a curated record. Bases 120 to 419 code for a protein of 99 amino acids. The transcript is spliced from 4 exons.